CACCUUUAAGAUCUUCUGACGCAAAUCCAGACAGUUGACUGGUUCACUUGUGUACUCAACAUCACUCUGGUUCUGUCUGCUCACGCUACAGAAUGGCAGAGAAACAGGAGAGAGCACCAUCUACAGACAGCAUCAAAUCCAGCCAAUCAACUGAUGGCUCUGCCCACAAAUCAGCCCUCCGCAAGACGGCAUCUGGUGACAUGGCCAAAAAUAAGAAAGGCAAGAAGUCAAAUGAGGACGCCAUGAACAAAGUGUACACUAACCUGCUCCACAGCGUCUUUGGACAGGAGAGAGAGUUAUCACAACCAGAGCUGGAUGAGCUUUCUGAUGCAUUUAAGGAGUUUGAUUAUGAUCAGGACGGAUAUCUGAAUUAUAAAGAUCUGGCCGAGUGUAUGAGGACGAUGGGAUACAUGCCAACAGAGAUGGAGCUACUGGAGAUUAUUCAACAGAUUAAAAUGAGACUCGGGGGUCUGAUGGAUUUCGACGAUUUCUGUGAGUUAAUGGGACCUCGGAUGAUGGUGGAGACAGCUGAUAUGCUGGGACUCAAAGAACUCAAAUGUUCCUUCAGUCAGUUUGACACAGAUGGAGAUGGAAAGAUCUCUCUAGAUGAGAUGAAGGAGGCCGUGAAGACUCUGUUAGGAGAGAAACUCAAGAAGGGAGAACUAGAGGAAAUUCUGAAGGAGCUGGACCUCAACGGUGACGGAACGGUGGACUUUGAUGAGUUUGUGAUGAUGCUGUCGAUUCGGUAACCACCGUCAUCUCUCAUCCAAUGAGAUGUUAGAUAGGUGCUGGUGCAGGUGCAGGUGCAGAUGUGAUGUCAUAACAAACACUCUAUUCUCAUUGGUUCCUGAACAAAUUCUUCCAGAAAAGAUCUGCAAACUUAUUUAGAUGUUUUCUGAAUGAUUGGUUAAAGUUAGAAACAAAUGUAUGCCAGUGUAUUUGAAUAUAUAGACAGUUCUCACUUUAACAUACUGUAUAUGACUCUGAAUGUGAUGUAUGUAUAUGUAUAGAAAUAUAACAUUAUUUUCAUAAACAUCAGUAGGCCUUUGAACAAGUGUACAUAAUGCAAGAAUUUUUUUAGUUUUGUUAAUAAACACAUAAAGUAAAAAAAAAUAAAAUGUG
Molecule: messenger RNA, 1122 nt
Organism: Myxocyprinus asiaticus (Chinese sucker)
Lineage: Eukaryota; Metazoa; Chordata; Actinopteri; Cypriniformes; Catostomidae
Product: calcium-binding protein 2
Exons: 8
Coding region: 93-749 (218 amino acids)
Molecular function (GO): calcium ion binding
Source: RefSeq, a predicted model, not a curated record